This is a messenger RNA of Anthostomella pinea, 312 nucleotides long. The record is from the annotation of a GenBank genome assembly. NCBI's taxonomy places the organism in Eukaryota, Fungi, Ascomycota, Sordariomycetes, Xylariales, Xylariaceae.
AUGAACCCUUUCUGGGCCAAGUUUCCUGUCUUCCCGCCGCAACAUGAGAACGGCAACUGGCAUGAGAAGGUUCGGACGAUGUCUGAGUGGAAGGCCGAUCCGCUAUGGAAGCAUGGUUACAAGGAGGAGGCAUCCGCCCACGUGAAGACCUGGACGAACGAGCUCCGAAAGUUGGGCUUGAACGCUACUCUACUCAUGGAGAUGCCUUGCCCCUGGCGCGACUUCUUCGGUCUGGCAGCGAACGCGAAGAAGCUACGUCGAACGCAUACACGCAGUCUACCUGCAGAGUCUCGAAUGCCACAACCUCGGUAG